UCACGUCAUGCCAGUAUAGUCUUACGGCACUUGGAUUUUGACGUGUGACAGCAAAUUGCAACCGCACAGUUGCAGUUUGAUAGUGUUUCGAAAAUAAAGACAGUCGGUAAUGAAAUAGUGAUAAAAAUGGCAGAGAGUAAAGGUGCGUUAAUCGCGAAAUCAGUGCAAAAACAUGCUGGACGUGCAAAGGAGAAGCUGCUUCAAAAUCUGGGCAAAGUAGACCGGACGUUGGACGACAUCUUCGAAGAUCACCUACAAAACUUCAACCGGCAGCACCAGCAAGCAACGAGGCUGCAAAAGGAAUUCAACAAUUACAUACGAUGCAUACGUGCGGUACAAACAGCAUCAAAGACGCUAAUGGAGGCGAUAACAGAGGUGUACGAGAGCAGUUGGUCGGGCCACGACUUGCUGUAUGUUCAAGCUCAAAACAUGGAAAUGCUUUGGCAGGACUUCUCGCACAAGCUCGGCGACCAAGUUUUGAUACCUAUCAACACAUACACAAACCAGUUCCCUGAAGUUAGGAAAAAAAUCGAAAAACGUGGAAGGAAGCUUGUAGACUAUGACAGCCAGAGGCAUAGUUUCCAGAACUUGCAGGCAAACGCUGCAAAGAGAAGGGACGAUGUUAAGAUAACCAAAGGCCGGGAACAAUUAGAGGAAGCAAAACGCACAUACGAAGUACUAAACUCCGAACUCCAUGACGAACUGCCAGCACUAUUCGACUCACGCGUACUGUUCUAUGUCAACAACUUGCAGACGUUGUUCUCAGCGGAGCAGCUGUUCCAUUCGGAGAGCUCGAAGGUGUUCCUGGAGCUGGAGGCCAUCACGGACAAGCUGGCGACGGAGAGCCAGCGCGGCGGAUACCGCAAGCCGGCAAUCAAACCCGCCACCAACGGAGCCACCGACACGCUGCAGACGCCGCCCUCCCCCGCGCUCAACGGCGACCCCCCCGGCCCGCCGGCCACCCCCCCGCGCGACGCGCCCAAGCCGCCCGCGCGCGAGCUGUCCGCCAGCCCCGCCGCGUCGCCCGACGGCUCCGACGAGCGGAAGGUGGAGGAGUUGUACGACAUACCUGUCGGGUCGCCGGAAAUGCCAGAGAAAAUGAACAAUAACAUCGAGGAAAAGAGACAAGUAGAGGAUGACAAAGAUAAAGAGCAAGAACCAGAACAAGAGAAAGAUAAAGAUAAAGAAAAGGAAAAAGAAAAAGAAAAGGAAGUCGAUAAGAAAGAUACGGAAAAAGAUAAUCAAACGGCGAAGAACGAAGACGUUUACGAUAUACCAGUGGGAGCCACGCUGUCGGGCCUUCCGGCGGGGACGCUGUACCGCGUGCGCGCCACGUACCGCUACACGCGCGAGGACAGCGACGAGCUGUCCUUCGAGGUCGGUGACGUCAUCCGCGUCGUGGAGUACGACGACCCUGACGAGCAGGAGGAGGGCUGGCUAAUGGGCAUAAAGGAAACGACCAAUGAAAAGGGCAUGUUCCCAGCAAACUUUACGCGACCCAUCUGAGCGGCUCCUUCAAACACGUCGCUAUACUAGUUCUAUAGCGCGGACGCUCACCUGUAUAGACACGAGCAAUCCCUUUAACUCGAUCGUAGAGGGCGUAACGCGCAAAGUGUUCUGAAUAAUCCAAAAAUUAAUAAAUUUUAACCUCCGUUCAAUAUUACUCUUUUCAAUGUUUUACAACGUUCACGACACUUUGCGUAUUGUUUAAUUAUUAGUAUAGUUGUUGAGCGUUAUUAGAUAUAUAUUAUUUAUUAUCCGUGUUGUAUUACAACGAAUCUUUUACCCUUUCACUUAAUUAAAUUUUUCAUAUGGCAACAUUAAUAUUGUCUAUCAAAGUAUGACCACUUGGUGUUGCUAUUGAGUAUUAUAUCGAAGCUUUGUAUUUGAGAUGUGCUUUUGUUUUAUAAAACCAUUACUAAACCACAUAUCUUUGACCUUAGUAAUUUUUAUGUACUGUAUAUUUUUGAUGAAUUUUAUGAAAUUAUUGUAAUAUAAAAAUGUCUAAAAUUGCUCAUUUGUAAUUGUUAAAAUAGAUAAAACUAAUGGAAAGUGACCUUAAAUUUAUCUAAUUUAUAUAUUUAAAACAAAUAUCAUAUUCUCUGAUAUAUAAUUCUUCCGAAAGUUUAACUUCGAAAUAAAAUAUUUAUUCCUAAUACAAGAAUCGUAUUUAAUAAAAUUAAUUAUUCUAUAUUGAAAUUUAAAACAAAAAAAAAAUACUAUGAAAGGAGAUUAAUAUUUUGUUUUCUUAUAAUUUAUGCUAAUUUGUUCUUAAUUAUAAUUCUGAUAAUUGCAUUUUAUUUACUUGAUAUCAAUGUCGGGUUGCAUUUGAACUAGUUUGACUGUUUAUUUAUUUUUUAAUCUAUCCAAUAUUUCCCUUAAUCAUAAUCUAUAGACUUUUAUAUAUAAUCUGUAUAUGACACAUAGAUAACUUUAACUUCGGAACAAAUUCAGUCAUAGAAUCGUAUUAUUGUAUAUCUUUUCGAGUCUAUACGUUUUCUUUUAUGUCAUUACCAUUCUUUUAGUUUUAGUGUACAUAAAAUGUUUUUAGUUGUUGACCCUUUAUUGUUAAAUCAAUUAUUUUAUUCAUAGCAAGUAAUUUAAUCAAAUACAUAUUUUAUCUGUAAACUUGCUUUUUUAAGUUAUUAAUUUCACUUAUUGUUUUAACCCUAUUAGUGAACUGAUUACUAAUAUUUAUUAGCUGUGGAUUCUUAAUAUUAACGAAAGAUAGAUGUUUUUCAAUUAUUUAAAUUAUUUUUUAUUUUUCAUAAUAAUAAUGUAGAAUAUUCAAAGAAGUUGACAAUAAAAAACAUCAAUAUCUGUCUGAGAAUAUAAAUAAAAUGAUAUAAUAGAACAAUAUUUCAACAAACAAACAGAAAUAUUAUACUCAAAAUAUAAAUAACAUGUGUCAAAAAUGGUGCUUUCGGGUGUAUAUACAUAAUCAUCUUCACGUAUACCACAUUAGAAAUAAGAUAAAAAGUUUGAUUAUUUUUAUUGAUCACAAAGUAUAAUCGAAUUCUCCCAUUUCUUAUUAUGAUUGUAUACUUUUUAAAGGUACGCAGUGUAACAGUUGUAGCGAUGAGUGAAAGUUCUUUAAAAAGCAAUAGUGAAGUCAAAAGCCAUAAGAUCAUAUUUUCCUUAGACUAUCUUCAAUCUUCGAAAAAAAAAAAAAAAUCAAAUGACUGAUGUUAAUAUAGGAAUUGAGAAUAUAAAUUCUAUGUAGUCUAAGCGCGACG
Messenger RNA from Vanessa atalanta (red admiral), 3236 nucleotides. RefSeq names its product myc box-dependent-interacting protein 1 (gene Amph). Gene Ontology annotation, cellular component: plasma membrane; cytoplasm. NCBI's taxonomy places the organism in Eukaryota, Metazoa, Arthropoda, Insecta, Lepidoptera, Nymphalidae. The transcript is spliced from 10 exons. The record is from RefSeq and is a predicted model, not a curated record. Gene Ontology annotation, molecular function: protein binding; phospholipid binding. The coding region runs from base 127 to 1506 and encodes 459 amino acids.